Molecule: messenger RNA, 1815 nt
Organism: Closterium sp. Naga37s-1
Lineage: Eukaryota; Viridiplantae; Streptophyta; Zygnematophyceae; Desmidiales; Closteriaceae
Source: the annotation of a GenBank genome assembly
AUGUCAUUCUUCGCGCUAGCUUUUAGCGAGUACGCGAUGUAUUUCAACACCAUCCGAGACGUCUAUGAGGCAUGGGUGAUCUACAACUUCCUGUCGCUGUGUCUGGCGUGGGUGGGGGGUCCCGGAGUGGUCGUGACGUCGCUCGCUGGUCGCGUGCUCAAGCCGUCCAUCGUUCUCGGCACCUGCUGCCUGCCUCCCAUGCCGCUCGACGGCCGAUUCAUCCGGCGCUGCAAGCAGGGCUGCCUGCAGUUCGUGUUCCUCAAACCCAUCCUGGCGGCGCUCUCGCUCAUCCUCUACUCGUACGGGCUGUACAACGACGGCAACUUCAGCGCGUUUGACUCGUACCUGUACAUCACGUGCGUGUACAUGAUCUCCUACUCCAUCGCCAUCUACGCGCUCAUCCUCUUCUACGUCGCCUGCAAGGACCUCCUCACCUCCUUCAACCCCAUCCCCAAGUUCCUCAUGAUCAAAGCAGUCGUCUUCCUCACCUACUGGCAGUUCCUCAUGAUCAAGGCCGUCGUCUUCCUCACCUACUGGCAGUUCGUCAUGCUCAUGGCCGUCAUCUUCCUCACGUACUGGCAUGUACACCCCUUCCCACCCCACUCUUCCACCCCGAAACCUUCUCCCAACCUUCCCCACCCACCCCUCUCUCUCCCUCUCGUUCCCAAGUUCCUUCUCCCAUUUUUCCCUUUCCCCCCGCGAUCGACCAUCGUUCCCCCAUCCCAGUUUCCCCGUCCCCCCUCCCUCAACACUCCUCCAUAUCCCUUCCAUUCACAGCAUCAUCACCUUCCUCGUUGCCAUACCAUAUCAUACCCAUCUAACCAUAUAAUCUUCCCCUCCCCCUCCCACACGGCCGCUCCCAAAUCCCUCUCAUGCAGGGAGUUAUCAUCUUCCUCAUCGCCAGGGUUGGGCCUGGCGAAUAUGACUGAGGAGCAGAGGGGUGCGCUGAUUUCCGCGUUUAAGCAUUCUGUCAAUAUGGGGGAUGUGGUGAGCGACACGGUUCACCAGUUCGCUCCAACGUACCAUGACUAUGUGCUGUACAGCGAUGGGUCGCAGGACAAGCCGCAGCACUACCGCACCCGCACCUUCGUUCCAGCAGGCAAGGAGAUGGAGAAUGCGCCUAUUCUUCAAUCUCCUACUGGAGAACCCUCGAGCUCUUACGACCCUCCGGUUAAGAAAACCAAUUCGUCACUUUCUCGAAGCAGCAGCAAGGGAGGAGAGGGGAGCGGUGUCAGGGGGGUUGGGUCGGAGGGUGAGCCGCUGUCUCGGCGGGCGUCGAGCAUCAACGAGGAGGAGAACUCUCGGUUGAGACGCAGCUCAGGGGCGGCGAGCAAGGAGAACGAGUUUGGGUUUCUGAUGAACGAGGAUGAUAUGAUUGAGGAGGGAGAUCCACGACUUGACCUUGAGGGGUUUGUAACUGGACGACGAGCUUCGAAAAUAUAUUACGCACUGUGCUGCUUGGUGCGGGGCGCGGGGAUCGCGGAGGAGGAUGGCGAGAUAGCGGACGAUGGCGAGAUUGCAGACGAUGGCGACUCGGAGGUUGGCUCCGCACGUUCGGCGCGUCGCGUGGAAAACGGCGCCGAUACAGCGACCAUGGUGUCCGAGGUUGGCGCCGAGGCGGCGGAUGACGGCGCGAUGGUGGGCGAUGACGACACGGUAGGCGCUGGUUUGAAGGUGGCCGGUCGUGCGGUGGGCGCUGGCUUGACGGUGGCCGGUCGUGCGACGGUGGGCGCUCGUGCGACGGGGGGCGCGCGUGCGACGGAAGGGGCUCGUGCGACAGUGGGAGAUGGCGCGACUGCGGUGGGCGGCGCUUGA